Camelina sativa (false flax) is the source of this 2663-nucleotide messenger RNA. Its product is annotated as LEAF RUST 10 DISEASE-RESISTANCE LOCUS RECEPTOR-LIKE PROTEIN KINASE-like 2.7. The record is from RefSeq and is a predicted model, not a curated record. Gene Ontology annotation, molecular function: polysaccharide binding; ATP binding; protein kinase activity. Gene Ontology annotation, biological process: protein phosphorylation. Lineage: Eukaryota; Viridiplantae; Streptophyta; Magnoliopsida; Brassicales; Brassicaceae.
UGAUUAACCAAUCUCCACUAUUCCACAUAUACUCUUGGUCUCUCUUUCUUUGAUACCUCUGAACACAAAUUCUCAAAUCUCAACCAAAAUCAUGUACCACGUCCCCAAUUCUUGUUUGUUUUUUUUCUUUCUCUCCUCCUUAUUCUACAAUCUUCCUUGUGCUUCAAGCAAAGAAGGGCUUGCGUGGUGUGAGACUACUCAGUUUCAGUGUGGGAACAUUACCGCGGGUUUCCCCUUCUGGGGUGGGAACCGUCCUGAACCUUGCGGUCAUGCGUCGCUGGAGCUUCGCUGCAACAGCAAAAACAUCACCUCUUUAAACAUCUUAAACCAUGAGUACAAUGUUUUCCAUAUAAAUCAAACAUCUAAUAAUAUUCUUAGACUUGUCAGAGCUGAUUUUUUAGGUUCUUUUUGCUCUGCUUCAUUCAAAACCACGAUCUUCUCUCCCGAAAUCUCUGAGCUUCCAAACUACAAGAACCUCACCAUUUUAUAUAACUGCAACCCUCAUCUUCAUUACAUUUCGAAUUAUACAUGUCCUGGGAGAGGUGUUGUCUCAGCGUAUCAAAACCCUAUUUAUCAAAGUUUCUGCCAAGAUAAUUUCACUUUGAGUGUUCCUCAGACAUACUUUCCAGAAGAUAAAGAACUGAAUCUAACUCAUCUGGAAACUGUUCUAAGAGAAGGAGUUGACGUGAUGGUGAAUACUGAUGAGAUAACGUGUGAAGAAUGUUCAUUCUCAAGUUAUUACGAACGCUGCAGUCCACCAUUUAGCUGCGGGGAUCAGGCCAGUCUCUUGUACCCUUUCUGGGUACGUGGCAGAGAAGACUGUGGCCAUCCCUAUUUCAAGCUUGAUUGUAGCAAAGAAUUCGCAGAGCUAACCAUCUCCUUUGCGACGUACAGAAUCUUAGAAGCCAACUAUGACUCUGGUAUCAUAAGACUCGCAAGAUUGGAUUACAUAAACAAUCUGUGUCCCCUAGACGCAGUGAAUGCGACAUUCCUUGACAGUGUACUUCCAUUCGCUCCUCAGACCGAGAUGCUAACAAUAUAUUACGGCUGCCAAAAACUUUCAUCUCCUGAUGCUUCUUACUUUGGAGAGCUUCAUUGUGGAAGUGAUAAAAAAGCUACAGCAAACUACUAUGUGACGAGAAACCUCUCCUCUCCUUCACUAUACGAAAGUAACGGCCUUCUAUCUGACAACUUGAGGGAAAACUGCAAAAAAGGUGUCAGUAUACCAGUGUAUGCAUCGGCCUUGAACACACCGCGUCUAGAUAGUCUACAGAAGACUCUUCAAAAGGGUUUCCAGGUUGAGCAUAAUGGAAACUGUUCAAGGUGCAUUGAAUCUAAGGGUGCUUGUGGAUACAAUCAGACUUCAGAAAAUUUUGUCUGCUAUUGUAAGGAUGGCACCUAUGGAAUUAAUUGUGCCUCUAGAAAGGGUAGUCACGGAACUUCUGUCACUAUUAUUCGCAUUGUUUCAGGUUCAGUAGCAGGGGUUCUUUUGUUUAUGGUGUUAAUAACAUUGUUUCUCCGUUUUCUUCGGGUGAGAGAAAUAAGAUUGAGACACCGGAACCUGAAGGCUCUUAUCCCGCUUGAACACUAUAGUUACACACAAGUGAAGAGAAUCACAAAGUCGUUUGCAGAAGUGGUUGGGAUAGGCGGAUUUGGGAUUGUUUAUCGAGGAACACUUGGUGACGGUCGUAUGGUUGCAGUGAAGGUCUUGAAAGAUUCAAAGGGUAAUGGUGAAGACUUCAUCAAUGAAGUUGCGAGCAUGAGCAGAACUUCUCAUGUCAACAUUGUCUCCUUGCUUGGUUUCUGCUCUGAAGGUUCUAAAAGAGCAAUUAUUUAUGAAUUUUUGGAAAAUGGGUCACUUGAUAAAUUCAUUUCAGGCAAGAGCUUAGUGAGUUUGGACUGGACGGCGCUAUAUAAUAUUGCCCUAGGAGUUGCUCGUGGUCUAGAGUACUUGCACCAUGGAUGCCAGACAAGGAUUGUACACUUUGACAUUAAACCACAAAAUGUACUCUUAGAUGACGAUCUCUGCCCCAAAGUUUCGGAUUUCGGCCUAGCUAAGCUCUGUGAGAAAAAAGGGAGCAUCUUGUCAAUAGUGGACACAAGAGGUACCAUAGGGUACAUUGCACCGGAGAUGAUCUCCAGAGUUUAUGGGAAUGUGUCGCACAAGUCAGAUGUCUAUAGCUAUGGAAUGUUGGUUCUUGAUAUGAUCGGUGCAAGGAACAAAGAAAAAGCUAAUCAAUCCUCUACUUCUAGCACAAGUACUAUGUACUUUCCUGAAUGGAUCUAUAAGGAUCUUGAGAAGGGAGACGAUGGACGGCUUAAUGGGAAUGGAUUCACCUGUGAAGAUGAAGACAUAGCAAAGAAGAUGACAUUGGUGAGUCUAUGGUGUAUUCAGCCUUCCCCACUAGAUCGUCCACCGAUGAACAAAGUUGUAGAGAUGAUAGAAGGAAACUUGGAUGCUCUUGAAGUCCCUCCUAGGCCUGUUUUUCAAAUUCCCACGGUCCCUGUACAAGACUCUUCAACAUUUUCAGAGGGUAUCUCUGGUUACGCAGAAAGAUAAUAAAAAAGCUUCCUAAAUGGAUUAACAACUAUUUAUACAUCUAUUCAAAAAGUCAUAUAUUAUCAACAUUCUGGAUUAACCAAAGGGUUUUUGAGUUGAACUA